AUUCGAACGGAAGAAGAAGUAAAACGUUGCUUGCUUCCUCUUCUCUUUUCUCAGUUCUCAACGAACCCAUUAAUUCAUUCCAUUCCCAUGCGAUACACAGAAACACACGAACAGAGAUUCAUUCCAACGCCAAGCAACACAGCAAGCCUUCAAUUUCGAAGCUUUGCCCUCCGAACCUUCUGGAAUUCUCCGGAGCCUUUUGAAUUUGAAGGAGCUUCUCCUCCUUCUUGCCUUUUUGGAGCUGAAACCUCAGCUAGGGUUUCGAUUUGAUUGAACGAGGUUUGAUUGUGAAUUAUUCUUUCCCUGGAGUCCUAUAAUUUAGUUAAUGAAAGAAUACCUUCUAGUUUACAAAAAGGUCAGCCUUGGUGCCUUGAGCAAGGUUAUGUGAAGCAUUAUGACUCUCGAAGACUUCUUUACUUUGACUGAGAUGAGAGAUGGGCUCACUGCCCCUUCUCGAGUCCAGGAGUUGGUCUCUGAAAUGCAAAAGGAGCAAGAUAGUGUUGUUAAGAAUGCUUGUGAUGCAACGAGGCAGUGGGCUGCUGUUGCAAGCACCAUUGCUGCUACUGAAAAUAAAGAUUGUCUUGAUCUAUUUAUUCAAUUAGAUGGUCUUUUGUUCAUCAAUAGAUGGUUAAAUGAGUCACACAAUUUUGGCGCUGAUGCAAAUGAUGGCUUCAUUGAAGAGUCAAUUUCAGCAUUAUUACGGGCAAUUGAAAAGCUGCAACUUGACAGCAAGAAGUCAAUCUCAUCAGGAAUUUGGGGAACUGUACAUAAGCUUCUUGGCCACCAUAGCUCUAGAGUUCGAGAUCGGGCAAGACAAUUAUUUGACAGCUGGGAAGGAGGUGAAAAUGGUGAGGUUGAACCUCAAGUUGACAGAUCGAGUGAUAAAAUUGCCAAGGAGGAAUGCCAGCCAUCUGCUGUGACAGAAGGUGGCAAUGAUGAUGGUCAUGCAUCAGAAACUGUAGUAGGUGAGAAGUCUCAAUUGAGAAGGUCAGAUAGCAUGCUACCAGAAAAAGUUGCUACCGAACAGAUACCAAGUUCUGACAAUGCACCUGAGUCUUCUGUAAGUUUGGAUUCUGAACAUCUCAAAGAAAAAGCAAACCAUUUUUCUAGUGUUUUGACUCCCGUCCAAGAAGUUGCUCCCAUAAGUGAAGGUGUGGCCACAGUAACUGAGAUCUGUAACUCUCAUAUUCCAAAACCAGGAAAUUUUAAAGGAGAGCCAGAUGAUGUACAGUUGAAUGACUUAUCCAAAGCGGAGAAGCUAGAGCAAAAUAAUAGUGUCCCUCCCGAAAAUUCAGGAAUAGCAGAUAGCUCUUUUUCAUCCUCAAAGCUAGGGCAUGGACCUGUUUCUUUGGGUGCGACUGAAACAAAUGCACCCGAAUCUGUGAAAGAACCUACUUUAGAACAUAAUGAUGAGAACAAUGAGAAUGGUGUUUGUCAUAUAAUGGCUGUUCCUUGCGACAUGAGAACACCUGCAUCUGAUGCAAAGAGUGCGGUGGAUGACGUAGAAGCUAUAAAUUCUAGCAAUCCCCAGCCCCCAAAAGCUUCAGAAAAUGAUAAUGAAUGCGUUUCUAAUAUGUUGCAGGACUCAUCAGUCAGGGACAGAAACCUGGGAAAGUCAGAGCAGCUAGAGAUGCCUUUUCUUUCAACAGAAUAUGUUAAAGGAGUAACAGAGGGCAAGGGCCAAGUAUCCAAUCAAGGAAAUGGGGCCUCAAGUUAUGGCAGUGAACGUGAGUAUGAUAAUGUUGAUAACAAUGCCUUAAAAGGUGCUCGACAAGUUUCUUUGGAAAAGGGCCAAGUUUCUAACAAAGUCAUUGAUGCCUCGAAUGGUUCUGAUUCUUCUAGAAGGAGGAAGCGGCCCAGAAUCCCAAACCUUAUCAAGAAAACUUCCGAUAUUGAACUCGAGUAUGGGAUUGUUGAUGCUUUAGAAGUUGCUCGACAAGUUGCUCAGGAAGUUGAGAGAGAAGUCCGCAGCUCAUCUUCAGAGGAAAUUUCAGAAGGCAGAAUAAGGCGACCAGGGAGUUCAGGCAGUCCAGUUUCUUCAGAUAAUAAAUAUGAACUAACCCAUGUCCUGCCUGAGGAGGUAUCGUCCAGGCAAAGCAACUCUGCUGAUGCAUGUUCUGAACAGGAUGGACAUAUGAGUUACUCAGACAAUAUUGAGGCCCAGGCACAGCCAGAAUGCUUACCUGACUUGGAGUCCUCACAGGUGACUGAAGCAGCUCAAGAUCCAGGAGGUAAUUCAGAGAAAAGCCUGUGUACCUUCGAUCUGAAUGAAGAAAUUGGUUCAAAUGGUAUGGACGUGUCAGUAAAUACUAUGCCUGCCGCACCAAUACCAGUUGUCUCUGUUUCAAAGCCUGCACAGAGUUCUGGGCCGCCAACUGCUCCUUUGCAGUUUGAAGGGACACUUGGAUGGAAAGGAUCAGCUGUCACUAGUGCCUUUCGUCCUGCAUCACCUCGUAGAAGUUCUGAUAGUGAGAGGAAUGUUUCUGUUGGUGGGAACUCAGAUAGUUCCAAGCGAAGGCAUGAUUUCCUCGAUAUUGAUUUGAAUGUGGCUGAUGGGGAUGAAGAACUGGUAAAACAAAAAUCCUCAGGCCUUCCUUUUGAGCAGUCAUUAGCGGAACUUAAUCCUAAACAGUCCAGCAGGCUUGACUUGGAUUUAAACAGUGUUGGUGACGAUGGUGACAUCCAACCUUCAAAUCGCAGAACAGAAGCGCAACUGUUUUCCCAAAGAAAUGACUUUUGGAGUCCGUUACAUGGAGCAUCGUCGUCAUCAAUGCAGCCUUCAGUUCGCAACAUUGAUCUGAAUGACAGACCAUAUUUUCAAACUGCUUUGGUGGAACAAGGGCCUAGUAAGUCUUUGUUUAUGGAUUCAUAUGGGCGUUCAAAGUCAGAUGCUCCUGUGAUCUCUAUUUUGGGUGCCAAGGUGGAAGUUGAUAGGAGAGAACAUGUUCCUCAAACGAUAUCUAUUCCAAAUGGCAAAGCUAUUGAGCCUGUCAUCGAUCUUACAAUGUCAGGAGCAGGUGCCAUGUUGGGGAUGUGCCCUUCAGUAUCUUACAGUAAGUCAGCUGUUUUCGGGUAUAAUGGCCUGACAUCAGGCCCCCAUCUAUCAUUUUCGUCAGCCAUGUAUGCAUCUGGUGGCACAAUUCCAUACAUGGUGGACUCAAGAGGUGCUCCUGUGGUUCCUCAAGUUGGGGGGUCUUCAUCAACCAUUCUGCCAUCUUACUCUCAGCCUCCAGUUGUCGUGAACAUGGCCGGUACACAACUCAGUUUAAAUGGGGUCGGUCCUUCGCCUCCAAACUUUGAUUUAAAUUCCAACUUCAUGACUGAUGGUGGACCUAGAGAUACAUUGGCUGCAAGGCAGUUUUUCUUUCCCUCUUCUGGAAGAGCUUUGGAGGAGCAUGCUAGGACCAUUCCGCAAUCCUCAAGUUCUGGGGGUGAUGGAAAAAGAAAGGAACCAGACAGUGGCUGGGAUCCUUAUCCAUUUAGCUACAGAGGUCCUCAACCUCCAUGGAAGUAGCUCUAAUUUAUGAUUUUACUUCUUAUCUGUUCAUAGAUACAACCUACCAUUUAGUGCUUUAUGUUAAUUGCUACACAAGAUGAUCCUGAAGAGUAGGCCACUCUAUUGGAAUCCUUCUUUAGUAAGAGAUGAACCAGAACUCAAUAAAAGCUGAAGGUCGAUGGAUGUAAUUUAAUUCUUGAGAAUGAUUGGUAAAGGUGGGGAGAUAAUUUUUCUUUUUUUUUUUAAUAUUUUUUUUCUGUACCUUAUUUUUGUGUAUUUCUUUUACUUCAGUUUGAUAGAAAGUCAGCACAAGCACAAGGCUUGGUACAUGUAGCUGUAAUUUCUCUUUGAUCUGACAAAAAUUAUAGGCAUAGCAUCCUGUGUGGUGCCUUUAUUUCAUGGCAAUAGAUUUAGUUGAUAUUAGGGAGUUUUUAGUUGUCCAAUCAAUAACCUGUAAAUCGGAAUGUCUCGGGUUCACAAAUUUUCCGUUUACACAA
Molecule: messenger RNA, 3993 nt
Organism: Arachis duranensis
Lineage: Eukaryota; Viridiplantae; Streptophyta; Magnoliopsida; Fabales; Fabaceae
Exons: 2
Coding region: 395-3514 (1039 amino acids)
Source: RefSeq, a predicted model, not a curated record